This is a messenger RNA of Paramecium primaurelia, 3966 nucleotides long. Lineage: Eukaryota; Ciliophora; Oligohymenophorea; Peniculida; Parameciidae. The record is from the annotation of a GenBank genome assembly.
AUGUCAGUAUGUGCUUAAAAAGAACUCUUUAAUGAAAACCAAAUUAUCAAUUCAAAACUCUAUUGUGAAAUUUUGAAUGCCAUAGAUGAAUAUUUAUAAAUAAUAAAAUUAGAAAAUGGCAUGUUUGGAAUUGAAACAUCUAAUUCUAAUUAUUAGGUUUCAAUCAAUUCAACAAAUUAAAUUUAGGAUUAUAAAGACGUUUUAAUAUUUUAGAAUGAAAAAGAAAUUGAUGUAAAAUGAAAAUUAUACUUUAGAUAAAUGUGUAUUUUAAUUUUGCUGAUUAUUAGAUAAAGAGCAAUUACAUAGGUGGUCUAUUAUAUAAACAAGUUAAAUUUAUUAUUGAUAAAGAGAAUCAAAUAUAUUUUAAUAUAAUUACAUUUUCACAGACCUAAUUCAAAGAAUUCACUAUAAAGGAUUAUGGAAAAAUUAGUUUAAAAUAAAAAUCAGAUGAUCCUAAAUCAAUUUUCUUUUCAAUGAUAUUUAUAACACUUUAAAACAUUGAAUUAUAAAUAGAAAGUAUUAUUGGAAACUUUAAUUAAUUGAAUAAAAUUUGUGAGAUAAAUGAAUGUAAAAAUGAUCUAAAGUUAUAACGUUUGAUAUAAAAUAUAGAUAUUCUUUAAAUUUAUCCAAAAAAUAUAUUAAAAGGUAAAAUCAUUAAUAAUAUUAGCCUAGUUUUCUAAGGAUAAGUUCCUUUAAGAUUUUAACUUAUUGAAUAAUAUAUUUUAUGCUAAUGUUUUAAGUGAGCAUGAAAUUCUUUAACAAAUUAAAACUAAUUCUUGUUCUUUGGUUAUGUAAAAUUUGGUUCAAAUCAAUAAUUCUACAUAUGUGUGGCAUUAGGAGUUUUGUAACAUUACACAAAGUUUUAUAUAUAUUAUUUAAACCAAAAAAAGUACAAUUUAUUAUUAAAUCUAAGUUAGGUUAUGACGUUAAAAAGUGGCAAAAUUAUGUUUUCUCUUUUGAAUCCUAAUAAUAAUAUCAAGCUGAAAUCUUAAUUGAUAAAUUAACAAUAUUAAUUUAACAAUCAAAUUGUAAAUCUUUGGAAAAAAUCAAGAAGUUAUUAAAAAUUAAUGGAAUCCUUUUAUAACAAGAUUCAGUCCCUAUGGAAUCAGAAUCAACUUACUCUAAAUAUUAGGCCUCUGUAAAUACUGAAGUAGAAUAGAAAGAUAUAAACUUGAUUAUUGAACCAAUUUAAAAUUUUUAAAUUUAAGAUAAUUCUGAGAAUGAAUCUAAUAAUGUUCCAACUUUUUAAUUAUCUAACAAUUUAGAUUAGAAACCAACGUAUAAGACAUUAAAUGGAGUUUAUACUCCUUAAGAUCCAGAAAUUUUUUUAAGAGAUAAUGAUUAAUAAAAUAAUAAGGAAAUAAAUUAAGAUAUUAAUGAAGAAACAUUAGUAUAAUAGAGUGAAUAAAAAAAAUAAAGUUUAUUAUAGAAGGAAGAGGAGAAGGAGUAAAACCUAGAUUAUAUUGUGUAUGAAAAUCCAAUUAGCUGGGUGAAUUAAGACAACUAGGAUGUUGAAGUUUUUGAAUUUAAUGAGAAUUAGCAAGCUAUUAGCAGUUAUAUACCAAUCUAAAGUAAUUAAAUAGAUGAAACGAAAAAUAGUGACUAAUAGCAAUAAAUUUUAUAAUAAGCAUCAAAUUAAAUACUAGAAUUAUAAUAAACUUCUUCAUUAAACUAGAUUAAUUAAUAAGAUGGUAUGAUAAUUGAAUAAUAAGCAAAAGUUGAAGAAAUUAUUUUGGAUGAUUAAGAUAAUUCAUAAGCUUAAAAUAUUAAUAGUUAAUAAUAAUAGUAAUAACAACAACAACAAUAAUAAUAAUAAUAAUAAUAAUAAUAAUAAUAAUAAUAAUAAUAAUAAUAAUAAUAAUAAUAGGUAUUUUCAACUUAAAAUAAUUAAUAAGAUAUACAUAUAAAUUAAGAUGAUAAAGGGUCUAAUUAAUAAUAAGAAGAUAUUUCUGAAAGUAAUAAAUAUCAUAGUAAAAGAAAAUAAUAUGAAUACACAGAUGAUUAUGAUCAAUAUUACGAUUAUAUAUCUUUGUAUAAUGAUUAUGACAGUGAAUACGAUUUUCAUCAUAGAAGACAUUUAACCCAUCAUCAUAGAACCCCUAAAAUUAAACAUUUUCAUCAUCAUCAUCAUAAAAUAUCUAAAAAUGAUAGAGAAUAUGAUAAUUAAAACUUAGAUUUAAAUGGACAGGGUUAUUAGGGCUAAAAAUUUAAUUUAAGAGGAAAUAGAAAAAAUAAUGAUUAUGAAACUACUUAAGAUGAUACUAUUCCCAUAAUUGCAGAUAGAAUAAUUAUAGAAUAUAAUUUUGUUAAUGCAAAAGAGGAGGAUAUAAAACUACAUGGAGAUGAUGAGGAAGAAAAUCCUAAAAAUUAGAAAGGACAAGAAGAUGAAGAGGAACCUAAAAAUAAUAAGUCCAAUAAAUAAAAAUCUAAAUCAAAUAAAAAUCAAGAAGAAGGAGAAGAUGAUGCUAAAGAGGAAGAUAAUUAGGAGGAAGAAUAAUAAAAAUCAAAUAAAUCUUAAAAUACUGCAAAAAAUAAGACAUAAAAUAAAAGUUAAGAUAAGAAUAAUGAAAAUCCAAAAAGUAAAGCAUAAGAUAAAAGUUCUUCAAAGGCUAAAGAUAAAGAAAAAGAGAAAGAAAAAGAUAAACCAAAACCUAAACCUAAAUCUAAUGCUAAAUCCAAUGCUGACCAAGAGGAUGAAGAAAAAGAGUAAGACUAAGAAAAUGGGGAAUAGUAGAAUGAAGAUUAAGAGAAUUAAGAUUAAGAAAAUUAAGAAGAGGAAAAAAAUGAAGAUGAAUAAGGACAAGAUUAAGAGCAAGAAAAUAAUGAAGAAAAAGAGAAUGCUGAAGAAAAAGGAGAAGAGAUGGAUGAAGAUGAUUAAUGGAGAGGAUUUAGUUCAAAAGACAAAGAAUAAAAAAAAGGUAAAAGCAAAGGCAAUGGAAAUAAAGAAGAUGAAGAGGAAGAAGAUGAAGAACUGUAUGAUGAGAAUGGAAGAUACAUAAAAAAUCAUCCAUAUUAUUAGCAUAGAAAGAAUAAAAAAUCACAUUAUCCAUAUAAUUAUCCAGGUAGAUAUCCUGGUGAUGAAUUAUUUGAUGAAGAUUUAAUAUGGAGAUAUAGAUGUAUGAAUAGACAAAAUAGAUUUUAAAAUUUUGGAAAUCCUUAUAGUGGUUAUCCUUAUAGACAUCGUUAAGUUAUUAAUUCAAAUCCAUUUUAUAAUAGUAAUCCAUAUUUCAGACUUAAUCCAUAUAAUAAAUAGACUUAGAGUUCAAGUUGUGUACCUUGGAUGGUUAGAUAAAGUUAUCCUCCUUAUCCAGGCUAUGGGAGAUACUCUAAUUUAUAUAGAGGAAAAUAUUAGGAUCCUGAUUAUCAUUUAAGAGAAAUGGGGCUAAGAUAGGAAUAAUAAUAAUAUUAAAAACAAUAAGUACAGAGAUACAGAGAUUAAGUUGGUUAUUUUAAUUGUUAUGGGUAUGAUGAUAUGAGACCAAAUUAUUAUGAGGCAUAUUAGGGAAUAAUAGAAGAUGACCCUCGUUAUUAGGUAUAUAAUAGGAAUAUAAAUGAUCCAAAUGUUUUUAGUCCAUUUGAUGAAACAGUUCAUUAUGGACACAAUUAUGUUAGUGAAAAGCAUUUUAAUGCUAAAUAGGGAUCUAAACCUUUGAAUCAUAGAAUGGUUUAAAAGAAAGUAGAUUUUGAAUAACAAGAGAAUAAUAGUUGCUUAUAAGUGUUUGACCAAUGCUAUUUUAAGGGAAGAAGUGUAAAUUUGUGUGGAGAAUACCCAGUAAUACCAGAAGGUUUGAAUGGAUUCAAAAUAUUUUCUUAUAUUGUGCCUGACAACCUUGAAAUAAGAUUCACCUAAUCAGAUUAGAAUGAAGGUAAUAUAUAUUAAAUAUAUAUAUAGAUAAUGUAUCAGACAUUUCUGGUUCUGAGGAAUGCUUACAAAUACCUUAUGAAUUAGUACCACAAUAAUAAUGA